Coccomyxa subellipsoidea C-169 is the source of this 1206-nucleotide messenger RNA. RefSeq names its product ABC1-domain-containing protein. The record is from RefSeq and is a predicted model, not a curated record. Bases 1 to 1206 code for a protein of 401 amino acids. NCBI's taxonomy places the organism in Eukaryota, Viridiplantae, Chlorophyta, Trebouxiophyceae, Coccomyxaceae. The transcript is spliced from 9 exons.
AUGUGUGGUUGCAGAGCAACACUUGAGUCUGCGGGGCCGGCGUUCAUCAAGUGGGGCCAGUGGGCUGCCACGCGGCACGACCUGUUCCCUCCCGACUUCUGCACAGCUCUCGAGCAGCUGCACACCCAGGCUAUACUAUUUGUGCAGGCGCCGGCGCACGGGCUGAAAUUCACGCGGCACGCGAUACAGCGCGCGUUUGACGCCUCCGUGGAGGAUCUGUUUGAAGAGUUCGACGCCGUUCCCGUGGCGAGUGGCAGCAUUGGGCAGGUCUACCGCGCCAUGCUCAGCGACAAAGGCGCUCGCAACACCGGGAUCGAUCCAGGCACGGUGGUGGCGGUGAAGGUGCGGCACCCGGGAGUGGGAGAGGCGAUCCAGCGCGACUUUGCGUUGAUGAUGCGCGUUGCGCGGCUGACGUCAAUGCUGCCGCUGCUGUCCCACCUGCGCCUGGAGGACACCCUCUCGCAAUUUGCCGCGCCCCUCCGAGAACAGGUUGACCUGGCGUUGGAGGCGCGGCACCUGUGGCAGUUCAACUACAACUUCCGCCACGUGCGCCACGUGCGCUUCCCCUUCCCCAUCUACCCUCUGGUGGCGCCCGAGGUCCUCGUGGAGACCUUUGAGGAGGGAGAGGGCAUCUCGCGCUACGUCGCCGACCCGGGCCGCUCCACGUUCAAGUCCAGGCUGGCCAAGCUGGGCAGUUCAAGCUUCCUGCAGAUGAUGCUCAUCGACAAUCUCAUCCAUUCGGACCUGCACCCGGGCAAUAUAUUGGUGGCGCUGGACUCUCCCCCGGUGCCGCUGCUUUCUAAGCGCGUGACUGGUGCAGGCAUGGCGACGCAUCUGUCACCGGAGGAUCAGGGCCUGAUGCUGGAGCUGUUCCAGGCAUUCUCCCGCCUGGACGGCCGCGAAAUCGGCGAGUGCACUCUCAAAUUCUCCAAGGACAACCAGACAUGCCCGGACCCGACCGCGUUCAAGGAGGAGCUGCAGCAGUACUUCACAGACAUCCAGGCGGAGCAGGCCUGGGUUGAAACCAACGGCGCCGAAGCCAUGUCCGCCGUGCUCGAGCUUGUGAACAUGCCGGGGCACAUAUGCGCGGUGGUGGUUACCACGCUGGUUCUGGAGGGCUGGAGCAGCCAGCUGGACCCCCGCCACUCCGUGCUGGAGCAGGUCAAAUACUUUCCCUUUCACCAAUAUUUUCUAUGGCUUGCAUGA